CUGCUUUGGGGUUGCCAAAGGGUCUGUAUUCGUUCCCUGUGCCUCUGCGGCAGAUUGCCCCAAAUUUAAUGGCUUCAAGCAACACGAACGUGUUCUCCUGCAGUAUUGGAAGUCAGAAAUCUAAAAGGGAUCUGCGGGCUGUGUUCCUUCUGGAGUCUCCUCGCAGAGGAAGGCAGGCAGCCUCUACAAGCUGGAGGAGGCAAACGAGGGAGCAGGAGACACCGCCUGACUUCUUUUAUUUCUCGGACUAUGAGAGGCACAAUGCAGAGAUCGCUGCCUUCCACCUGGACAGGAUCCUGGACUUCCGCCGGGUCCCCCCCGUGGCCGGCAGGAUGGUCAACAUGACCAAGGAGAUCCGGGAUGUGACAAGGGACAAGAAGUUGUGGAGGACCUUCUUCAUCUCCCCAGCCAACAACAUCUGCUUCUACGGCGAGUGUUCCUACUACUGCUCCACGGAGCAUGCCCUGUGCGGGAAGCCGGACCAGAUAGAGGGCUCGCUGGCAGCCUUCCUGCCGGACCUGUCCCUGGCCAAGAGGAAGACGUGGCGGAACCCCUGGCGGCGUUCGUACCACAAGCGCAGGAAGGCAGAGUGGGAAGUGGACCCCGACUACUGUGAGGAGGUGAAGCAGACACCCCCCUAUGACAGCAGCCACCGCGUCCUGGACAUCAUGGACAUGACCAUUUUUGACUUCCUCAUGGGGAACAUGGACCGCCAUCACUACGAGACCUUCGAGAAGUUCGGGAACGAGACGUUUAUCAUCCACUUAGACAAUGGGAGAGGGUUUGGGAAAUACUCCCAUGACGAGCUGUCCAUUCUGGUGCCUUUACAGCAGUGCUGCAGGGUCAGGAAGUCCACCUACCUCCGGCUGCAGCUUCUGGCCAAGGAGGAGUACCGGCUGAGCCUGCUGAUGGCCGAGUCCCUGCGCGAGGACCGGGUGGCCCCCAUCCUGUACCAGCCGCACCUGGAGGCCCUGGACCGGCGGCUGCGUAUCGUGCUGCAGGCCAUCAGGGACUGCGUGGAGAAGGACGGGCCCCACAGCGUGGUGGAGGACGACCUGGGCCCCGAGCACAGAGUGCCCCCCAGCAGGUAGUGACCGAGAGCCGCCGGCCUGCCGUGGAGGAGGGACACGCGCGUCCACGCUGUGAAUUCAGUGAUUUCAGCCACACACGGGGCUCUCCUGGAGUCUGGGAACGGCGGGAAUGGGAGGUCCUUCGGCAGUGGGUCCGACACGACUCGCUGUGUUCGCGUGCGAGAGCAGAGAAGGUUGGGGAGGGGGUGCUCGGAGCUCAUGGACGAGGCGGCCUGGCGGCGGGGGCGACCCACCCUUUUUGUACGGAAAGGAAGCCUUUAUUUACUAUUUUGUAUUUAUACGUGGUGUCCAUGUAUAUAAAUAGAGAGGGACACCCAUGCAGACCCCAGACCACCUACAAAUGCGCACACGGGGGCCGCGCCCCUGCGGCUGGACUCCCGCCACAUGCGCACACUCUGGACCCUACUUGGAACAGGCUCCCAUCUCUCCUCCCUCUUGGGGGCCUGGCAGCCACAUGGCUGGCAAUCUCGGCUCGGGGCACCGGGGCUCCCGAUGGCGUCUCGGCCGGUCGACAGACUCCCGUUUCCAGAGCAACAUCAGCGACCACGUCUUCGUUUCUCAGAGCCGCCCAGCAGCACCCGGGGUUUCCCUGGCGGCCGAGGGUGCCGCCAGUCUUCUGACUUUGCUUUGACAGUUGCUGUAAAUACGUCACACGGGCCCCUCCGAGGGCCUCGACAGCAGGCUUCAUUUUGCAGCGUUUUUGUGGAAAAGUUUGCAAUGUGGUAAAAGUGCAAUAAAACUAGAGCAAAUGUA
Molecule: messenger RNA, 1844 nt
Organism: Ailuropoda melanoleuca (giant panda)
Lineage: Eukaryota; Metazoa; Chordata; Mammalia; Carnivora; Ursidae
Gene: FAM20C
Product: FAM20C golgi associated secretory pathway kinase
Exons: 8
Coding region: 69-1091 (340 amino acids)
Biological process (GO): protein phosphorylation; enamel mineralization
Cellular component (GO): Golgi apparatus
Molecular function (GO): protein serine/threonine kinase activity
Source: RefSeq, a predicted model, not a curated record